GUCCAGUGCCACUUCGCGUGGCUAUGCCAGCAGCACUCGCGCUGCGGCAGGGCUCGCACGGGCGAGGCUGCUCUGGAGCGGCGACAGCUGGGAUUGGUGGUUGCAGUGCGCGGGCGAGCGGGGGGCGAUCUCGCCCAGGCCUCUCGUGCGCAUCUGCGAGGGUCCCGUGCCGCUGUGCGUCGCCGAGCCGCCGCCGAACUGUGCGGAGCUGGCCCGCACCUCAGAGGUGGCGAGGCUCGCGGUCGAGGCGGGGGCGGAGCUCUGGCUGCAGCGUCGGGUCACCAACCCAGGGGCAGCGUGGCCGCUAGACCUCCUGGGGCCGCCGCCUGGGGCUGCUCGGCCCGCCGAGGCCCCCGCCGCGGGUGCCCGCCCGUUCGAGGACCUCUUCGGCGACGAGCUGGACGAGGGGCCCUCCGCCCCCAGCGGGGUGGCUGCCCUGCGCUCGCGGCUCAUGGAGUCGAAGGACCGCUUCGCAGCGCUGCGGGGCCGCGACAAAGGCGCUGCACCCCCCGCCGAGGGCGCGGCGCAGGCGGCGCCCGCGGUCGAGGUCAAGCCCAAGGUCAAGCGGGCGCAGGCGGGGGUGCUCUCGGAGCGCGCCACGAAGGUUUCUCGUGGGUGGCCGAAGCUGCCGGCAGCGCCCUCCCCCCCCGAUGGGGGCGCGCGCGGCUCGGGCGAGCGGGGGCCGACCGAGGGCGCGACGGCCGCGGCGGGUGCCUCCCGCGCAGCGCAGGGCCUUGCGAGCGCCCUCGCACGGCUGCUGGACGGGCGCCAGAGCGGCACCGAGGAGCUGGGCCUGGCGAGCUUGGCGCAGAUGGCGGGUCUCCUCGGCUCGCUGGGGGCGAUCGCGCUGCGGUGGCUCCUCACGGUGCACCUCCCGCAGCACCCCGUGCAGGAGAUCGACGUGCCCGCGUGCCGCGAGCUGCGGACGCUCGCGGAGGCGCUCGACCUCCUGGUGCAUGGGGCGCUCGGCGGCGGUUGCGGGGCGAAGUGGCCGGAGUUCACCCCGCCGCGCGACGGGCCAACCGCGCUGCGGAGCGAGGAGGGGGGGCUGAUCAGGAGCAUCCAGGCGGGCGAGCUCAAGUUGGACGAGCUGACCGCUGCCCCGCCGCGGAAGCCGCCAGCGGUGCUGGGGGGCGAGCUGGCAGAGGCGAAGGGCUCGAGGGCUCCUCGCGCCGCGCAGGCGGGCAGGGGGGGCUGCGCGGGCGCGUGGGCCGACGGCCGCGCUGCGACCUUGAAGAAGAAGGACGAGUCGAGCAAGGGGUGCCAGGCUCGCCCUGCGAGCGUCGUUGCCGAGUUGAUGAAGAAGGCCCCCCCCUGCCCAGGCGGCGGCCCGUGCCCCCUGGACGGCGAAGCGGUGAGCGUCGCCCCGCCCGAGGCGCCGUUGUCGGGCGUGGCCCAGAUCCCCUCUGCUUGCGGCGAAAGCGGCGAAGGUGUAGCAGCGCCGAGCGCCGCCAGCGGGGGGCGGCAUCAUGGCGCGGGGGCGGGCGACUCGCUGCCGCCGCUGGAGCUGGGCGCUGCCCUGGCCGAGACGGUCGUGGCUGGGGGCAGCGCUGUGGGGGCUGAGGCGGCGCUGCCUCGGCCGCUGCCGCUGUGCGAGGUGCCGGAGAGUGUGGCGGCAUGGCGCAGGAGGUCGCCCGCUGAGUUUGGUCGGCCCAUGCGACGAGUCGACCUGGCAGUCACGCUCGCGAGGUUCGCGCAGCUGCACCCUGGCACCCUGGGCCGCCUCGCAGGGCAGGCGCUCACAUUCGAGGGGGCUGCCAAGGGCCCGCGGUGUCGCCUCGCCCCCGUGGCCAAGGCGGUCGCGGCUGAGGCGUGGGCCUACAUGAGCGUGCUGGGCCUCAACCACAUGCGCUGCGGGGUCGUUCGGGAGUCGUUCCGACUCGGGGCGGCGCUGACGCUGGCGGAGGAGCCGGCCAUGCAGAACAUCCGCUCGCGGGCGGCGGAGUUUGCCUGCCCAGCAGCCCUUGGCCUGCCGAAGAGGGGGCACGCGGCGACCCUGAGCGCGAUCGACUUCGUUGACGACGAGGUGGCGCGCUGGCUGGCCGACCCCAUGCUGGCGCUCAAGGCGGAGGCGGACUUCCCUGACCCUCUCCCGAAGGUGCGGGUCAACGUCGGCUCGCAGUUCGAGUGGGAGGCCCUGGCGAUGCACCUCGUGGAGCUCGGGAUCUUCACCGUGCUUCCCGCCGAGGAGCUGGUCCACGUCCGCGGUGGGCCUCUCCUGAAUGGGCUCUUCGCAGUGGAGAAGAAGGGCGCGCCUGGGCCUGGGGCCAGCCGCGCCGCGAGGCCCAUCCUGAACAGUGUGCCUGACAACGCGCUCAUCGAGCCCCUCGUGGGGGAGGCGGCCAUGCCUGCUGGAUCCACGAGCUGGGUUUCGCUGCGCAUCCCCGAGGGGAAGCUGCUCCUGUGGUCGGGCGACGACCAGAAGGGGGCCUUCUUCGCGUGGCGGGCGUCCCGUGCACGGCGCCGCUUCGCGGCGGCGGGGCGGCCCUUGGCGGGCUCGCUCUUCGGGCGGCAGGGGCCCGAGGUGUACCUCGCGUCGGCGGUGAUCUCGAUGGGCUGGUCUCUGGCGGCCCGCUGCGCCGCCUGCCGCCGCCGCUGGGCGCGGGGCUGCCUCCGCAGGCGGAGUGGCGCAAGGGCGCGCCACGGCCCGUCGCCGCCGCUGCGGAAGGUGCAGGUCAGGGCGCGAUCCAGCUACGACAGGGCUGGCGUCGCCUACUCGGCGGAGAAGGCUCGCUGCAGGCAGCUUCGGGUCGAGCGCAUGGGGGCCGACGUCGACGGCGAGUCGGGCCGACUGGCCGCCCCCUUGGCCAAGUCGCUCGAGGCGAUCGCGCUGUGCCUAGCCUCCUUCAGGCUCGAGGCCGUGCCCUGGCGGCUCGCCGAGACGAUCCUCGGGCGCCUCGCUGGGCUCUGCGAGUUUCGGAGGCCCCUCUUCAGCGUGCUCAGCGAGGUCAGGGGGCUGAGCUCGCAGCGUGGCAACGUGAGGUUCUCGGCGGCGAUGCUCGAGGAGCUGCUGGCCGCCACGCUCGUGAUGCCGAUGGCCGCGACCUCGCUGCGGGCCAAGAUCGAUCGCAUGGCCGCGGUCUCGGGCGUGUCCGAGUUCGGCGGGGGCGCGCGCGCGUCGGUGGGCCUCCGAGCCGACGCGGAGGCCAGCCUCAGCAGCGCCUCGACGCUGGGCGAGCAGAUGCACCUGGGGGCUCGCCUGCUGAAGCUGCCCGCAGACCCCCCGGAGCCCUGGGCAGUCACCAACCCCCUCAUCCCGCGGGCCGUGGUUCCGAGGGCGCUCAAGGUGUUCCUCGUUUGCCUGUUCGACGGGAUUGGGGGCUUGGCGGCGGCUUUCUCGCGCUUGCCCGCGCGGGCCAUGGGCUACGCCACGGCGGAGACGGACGCCGAGGCGCGCAGGGUGGCGCGCCUGCGCUGGCCAGGCGCGACCGACUGGGGCAACGUGACGCGAGUGGCGGCUGCUGUCGUGAACGAGCUGCGGGACGCCUACUGCGACGAGGUCGAUCUCUGUGCGGCGGCCGCGGGCAGCCCCUGCCAGGACCUGGCCGGGCUGAACGCGUCGGGCGCGGGCUUGCCCGGCGCGAAGUCCAGCCUGUUCUACGCGGUGCCCCGCUUGCUGGAGCUCCCCAGGGCGGCGUUCGGUCACGAGCUGAAGUGGCCCAUCGAGAACCUCGCGAGCAUGGCGGCGGACAACCGGGCUGAGAUCAGCAGGGGGGGGGUGCUCGGCUUCGAUGUGAACUGCGCGUCCGCAGCCGCGAAGGGCUCGAACGAGCGCGACUGCAGCGACGCGCGGGCCUUCCUCCUGGGCAACAGCUUCAGCGUCUACGUCGCCGCGUGGCUGGCGCAGGCGGUGCUGCUGGAGGCGAAGGCGCUGAGCAGGUGGGCCGCGGUCGCGGUGGCCGCCGACAUGUGCCGAGUCGUCGGCUACGUCGUGUCGGAGGACAACCCCGCCGACGAACCGUCGAGGAGGUUGCGGCGUGGCUUGCGGCUCAGGACCGCCGCGCCCAGGCCAGGCGCCCUGCGGGCCCAGUCGCUGUUUCUGCUCCGCGUGGGCAUUGCGACGAGGCGCCGGCAUUCCGCUGCGGUCGGCAGCCUGCUGGGGCACUGCGGCGUCGCAGGAGACGGCGUCGAGGCGUUGGGCCACGAGGGCGAGAGCGCCGACUCGCUC
Prorocentrum cordatum is the source of this 4168-nucleotide messenger RNA. Lineage: Eukaryota; Dinophyceae; Prorocentrales; Prorocentraceae. The record is from the annotation of a GenBank genome assembly.